AUCAUAAGGCCUUCUCUGCAUUAAUAAAAAAAGUCAUGGGACUUCUGUUGGCCUUUUAACUCUCUUAUAAUUAGGUAAAUAUACUCACAAAUUCAAGUCUUCGUCAACAACCAACCUAAAUCCUCCCUUUUUCUUUAUUAGGACAGAGAACAUAUGCCUUUUUUCGUCUUUUGCUUGCCUUUGAGUUUGAGCCACCCAGAUGACAGUCUUUUUGUCCUUUGAGAGUACCCAAGUUGCCCAAGUAUCCAAGGCUGCACUCACAGUUGUGUCUACAAACUAAAUCAAACAGAUGCAGUUGCUGAUGAAGAUCUCCUCUCCAGAUUCAGCUUAGAAUUUCUGUGAAUUUCAAAUUCCCUGCUCAUUCUCUCCAUCUUCCUCUGCUCUUUGAAGAAGCUCCAAUGAUCACAUUCAAAAGUGGUGGGGAUGCCAAGUCACUAAUGGAAAGAGUAAGCAAAGUAGACAGCGGCCAAGCCAAGGGAAAGGUAGGACUUCUUGCAGCUUGUAGCACCCACGAUGACAACAAGCUUGUAUCUUUUAUUUUCUGGUAGUGGGCGACGGUGAUGAGGGUAGCACAGUUCAUAUUAAGCCGUCGUGAGCAGUGGUAAAAAUGCCUAUUAAUAUUGUCUAUCAAGUGUUUGUAAAAAUGCCUCAAUGAGAGGGAUUAACAUCAAAUCAAUUUCAAUUUCAUGG
Rubroshorea leprosula is the source of this 690-nucleotide messenger RNA. The record is from the annotation of a GenBank genome assembly. Lineage: Eukaryota; Viridiplantae; Streptophyta; Magnoliopsida; Malvales; Dipterocarpaceae.